CGAAACGCCUCAGCGCGCAGCUGUUGUUGGGCGAACAGCUGAAGCGGACCAAGUUGCUCUGUUUCUCUGGGGGUUUUUAAACAUUUAAGUCUCACACAUUAAUUUUUUUUUUCUUGGUACAACCAAAAUGGAAAUUGCACGUGAAUUAAGCGAAGAGAGAAGAUAGUGUUCGAAUGAAAAGGCAGGAGCGAGUGUACAUUCUUCACCAUGGGAAUACUGGACGCCGGACUCACGCGGAUUAUUUUCCGAGUUUUUCGUUGCGAAAGUGCCUGAACUUGAAGACAACAGGCUGCAUUAACUGUACAUAAAGCUGUCAAGAAGCAUCCGAAUGUGACUGGCCAGCAGAACGGGUGUGAACAUGGCGAAAAUCUGCACUGCGCAGUCCUACCCCAGCCGCAGUGGCACAUGGGUCCGCGAUGACCUGGACCACGCCGAGAAGGGCGCUAGCAGGGGAACCUCUCUCUGUGAGGACACUACCUCUGAGCUCCAGGAUCUCUCCUCGGGGACCAGUGGACCUCCAGAGUCACACCAGAGCUCCUUCACUGGCACAGGGGCCAUGGCCAGGCUCUCCCGGUUCAUCUACAUUCUGAGGAGUUGGGCUUCCCUCAGACUCACUCACGAGGCAGAGCGUCCGGAUUCCUUCCUGGAACGCUUCCGGGGCCCUGAGCUGAGAGAGGUGUCCAGCAAUGCCCAGUCAUCCCCAGGCCACCCAGAUGGACCUCGUAAGAGGAGCAAAAAGGAGGACAAGAAGGAAGAAAUAAAGGAGAAGAAAGAUGAAAAAAAGGAUGAAAAGAAAGAUGAAAAAAAAGAUGAAAAGAAAGAUGAGAAAAAGGACGAAAAGAAAGAUGAGAAAAAGGACGAGAAAAAAGAUGACAAGAAAGAUGACAAAAAGAAGGAAGAGCCACCGAAAGAUGUGUGGAUCAUGGACCCAGCCACUGACCUGUACUACAGGUGGCUGACUGUCAUUGCUGGCCCUGCAAUGUACAACCUGAUGAUGCUGGUGACCAGGGCAUGUUUUAAUGAACUCCAGGAAAAAUUCACUACGCUGUGGAUUAUUCUGGAUUGCAGCUCUGAUGUUAUCUACUACACUGACACUUUUGUAAGAUCAAGAACAGGAUUCCUGGAGCAAGGUUUGCUUGUGAAGGAUCCAAAGAAACUGAGGGAUAAUUACAAAAAAACUCAGCAAUUUAAAUACGACAUGAUUUCAAUGAUACCAACUGAUAUCUUGAUGUUAAAAUUUGGGUACAAUAACCCAGAGCUGAGGUUCAACCGUCUUUUCAAAAUAUCUCGUCUCUUUGAAUUCUUUGAUCGUACGGAGACCAGAACAAACUACCCCAACAUUUUCCGAAUUGGUAACCUUGUACUUUACAUCCUCAUCAUUAUCCACUGGAACGCAUGCAUCUUCUUUGCCAUCUCCAAAGUCAUUGGCUUUGGGACGGACACUUGGGUGUAUCCCAACAUUAGCCACCCUGACCAUGGUCGGCUGGCCAGAAAGUAUAUCUACUGCCUGUACUGGUCCACGCUCACCCUAACAACCAUCGGAGAAACGCCCCCUCCCGUCAGAGACAUCGAGUACUUGUUUGUCGUCUGCGACUUCCUCAUCGGAGUGCUAAUUUUUGCCACCAUUGUCGGUAAUGUCGGUGCCAUGAUCUCAAACAUGAACGCCUCGCGUGCUGAUUUCCAAGCCAAGAUCGACUCCAUAAAGCAGUACAUGCAAUUCCGUAAGGUCACCAAGGACCUGGAGGCCAGGGUGAUCAAAUGGUUUGACUACCUGUGGACUAACAAGAAGACCUGCGAUGAAAAGGAGGUGCUGAAGAACUUGCCCGACAAACUGAAGGCGGAGAUCGCCAUCAACGUCCAUCUUGACACGCUGAAGAAGGUGCGCAUCUUCCAGGACUGUGAAGCCGGUCUGCUCAUCGAACUGGUCCUCAAGCUCCAACCGCAGGUUUUCAGCCCCGGGGACUACAUCUGCAAGAAAGGCGACAUCGGCAGGGAGAUGUACAUCAUCAAGGAAGGCAAGCUGGCCGUCGUGGCCGAUGACGGGGUCACCCAGUUUGUGGUGCUCAGCGACGGCGCUUACUUUGGUGAGAUCAGCAUUCUGGGCAUCAAGGGAAGUAAGGCCGGAAACCGGAGGACGGCCAACAUCCGCAGCGUGGGCUACUCGGACCUCUUUGCCCUCUCCAAAGAUGACCUGAUGGAGGCGCUCACAGAGUACCCGGAGGCCAAGAAGGCACUAGAGGAGAAAGGGAAGGCCAUCCUGAUGAAGGACAACCUGAUCGACGAGGAGGUGGCCAACGCAGGGGCCGACCCCAAGGACUUGGAGGAGAAGAUCAGCCGACUUGAGAGCAACCUGGACGUUAUGCAGACUAAGUUCGCCAAACUCAUGGCUGAAUACACGGCCAACCAGAACAAGGUCAAGCAGAGGAUCAGCAACAUGGAGGCCAGAGUGAAGACCCUGCAUGUAGAAGAUCUUUCUGAGGUUGUCGAAGAUAAAAAGACCAAAUAGUAUCAGGCACAGCAUCAAACUGGUGGUAUUUUAUAAAAAGAAGUCUUUUAUAAAAUAUUCUAUAUAAUUGUAAAAUCUAGUUUGACACUUUUUAAACCAUUUAUAAGCAGAUACAUUUAUGUAUUAUACAUUAUGACCUUUUUACUCCUCAGUGUCAAAGAGUCAUGUAAAUACAGUCUACUUGGGAAAUGUGCAGCACUGCCAUGUUACAGUGUGAGUCAAUGCGAGAGAUCGCGACGUGGCGGUCAGGCAUGUAGAUAAUUUAACCCCGGAAUGAAAGACACGGUCGUUAGUCUGCCAGUGUGAAGGUGUAAAAAUGUGUGUUUACACACCACCAGUUCUCACUUCAGCGGAGUUCUCUGCAGUUACUAUUAAGGACAACCUGGCAACUCAAUGUGCACAGGGGCUCAUUCAUCCUUGUAGGAAUGGAGCCUAAACCUUGUUUUGGUCUCUUGAAUAAGUCAAGAACCUGAACCAUGAUCUCCAGCCACAGACACUGAACUCAGUAGGUGUGUGACAUGCAGUGUUUGGCAGGGGUGCCCACAGCGACCGACAGGAUGCAGGUGUCCAUACCAGAUCCACUCCCAUCCCUGUAAGUUCUGAGCCCUGGACUACGUUCAUUACUUAACCUGGAUGAACAGUAACAAUACCUGCAUUUAUUUAAAUGUGUGAAAUGUAACUUAUGCAAGUUUUUAGCAUGCUAAAAGCUUUUGAAUUCAAAUAAAAUUAAAUAUGGCUGACUUUCUCUUCUACCUUCAUGUCAAAAUUUUGCAUCAGAACCCAGCUG
This is a messenger RNA of Scleropages formosus (Asian bonytongue), 3293 nucleotides long. RefSeq names its product cyclic nucleotide gated channel subunit alpha 3a (gene cnga3a). Lineage: Eukaryota; Metazoa; Chordata; Actinopteri; Osteoglossiformes; Osteoglossidae. Bases 359 to 2506 code for a protein of 715 amino acids. The transcript has 8 exons. Gene Ontology annotation, molecular function: intracellularly cGMP-activated cation channel activity; cGMP binding; intracellularly cAMP-activated cation channel activity. Gene Ontology annotation, biological process: monoatomic cation transmembrane transport. The record is from RefSeq and is a predicted model, not a curated record. Gene Ontology annotation, cellular component: intracellular cyclic nucleotide activated cation channel complex; plasma membrane.